Molecule: messenger RNA, 4919 nt
Organism: Cavia porcellus (domestic guinea pig)
Lineage: Eukaryota; Metazoa; Chordata; Mammalia; Rodentia; Caviidae
Gene: Ubfd1
Product: ubiquitin family domain containing 1
Exons: 8
Coding region: 163-1056 (297 amino acids)
Molecular function (GO): cadherin binding; RNA binding
Source: RefSeq, a predicted model, not a curated record
GGGGCCGGGCCGGGGAAGCGGAGGAGGCGGGUCUCCAUAGAAACCUCCACCUGUUUCCGGCCAGCCUGUGCAAGAUUAGGGGCUGCUGCGGGGGCCAAUCUCAGUCGGUUCGCUUCUUCCCGGCGGCCUCUGCGUGAGCGGUGGGUGUUGUACACAAUCAUCAUGGCGGCUGCCGGGGCCCCGGAUGGCAUGGAGGAGUCUGGCAUGGACACCGAGGCCGAGACGGUAGUCACCGAGGCGCCCGCGCGGCAGCUCAACUGCGUAGAGGCCGAAGCGGCGGCGGGGGCGGCUCCCGAGGACUACUGCGACGCGCGAGACAACCUGCAGCCUGCCCCUGCCCAGCCCCCUGGGGACUCCGCGGCCCAGGCCUCGGUCAGCAACGGCGAGGACGCAGGCGGCGGUGCGGGCAGAGAGCUGGAGCUGGUGGACCUGAAGAUCAUCUGGAACAAGACCAAGCACGACGUGAAGGUUCCUCUGGACAGCACAGGUUCCGAGCUGAAACAGAAGAUUCACUCCAUUACAGGACUCCCACCUGCCAUGCAAAAGGUCAUGUAUAAGGGGCUUGUCCCUGAAGAUAAGACGUUGAGGGAAAUAAAAGUGACCAGUGGGGCCAAGAUCAUGGUGGUUGGCUCCACGAUAAAUGAUGUUUUAGCAGUAAACACACCCAAAGAUGCUUCGCAACAGGAUGCAAAGGCUGAAGAGAACAAGAAAGAGCCUCUCUGCCGGCAGAAACAACACAGGAAAGUGUUGGAUAAAGGAAAACCUGAAGAUGUGAUGCCUUCUGUUAAGGGUGUCCAGGAGCGCCUGCCAGCGGUACCUUUGUCUGGCAUGUACAAUAAGUCUGGAGGAAAAGUGAGACUCACCUUUAAGCUAGAACAAGACCAGCUGUGGAUUGGCACUAAAGAUUCCUGGAGGGAACCGAACAUGCCUAAUUCACCUGUUUCUGGCCAGCACUGUAGGUAUUCAGUGUUCGAGAACGGACUGAGAAAUUGCCCAUGGGCUCCAUUAAAAAUGUGGUCAGUGAACCUAUUGAAGGACAUGAGGACUACCACAUGAUGGCGUUUCAGUUGGGCCCCACGGAAGCCUCUUACUACUGGGUGUACUGGGUUCCAACUCAAUAUGUGGAUGCAAUCAAAGACACUGUGCUGGGCAAAUGGCAGUAUUUUUGAAAGCACUUUCACCUCUGGCCCAGGAGACUGACCCAAAGUGAAGGACAUUGCGGGAGAGGCCUGCAGCAUCCUGGAUUUCAGAGUUCUGGAACUUUGUUCACAAAAACAAUCUCUAUUCAGUCUGAGGCGAUGUGGUGACUGAAGCCAGAGGUGAUGUACUUUCACCAUUAGCUUAAUUUUAACUUAAAAUCACCAGUUCCCUUUCUUGCAGUCAGCUUCAUACCAUUUUUAAGUUAGUACCGUGGAAAUGAAUAAAUCUGAAUUCCGAACAUGUUGUGUGGAAUACUCUACAGUCUGUUUGAGAGUAGAUCUGCCAAUUAAUGUUGAGAACGGAAUCAUCAAAAGCUUUGUUUUUUGCUUUUAAAAUGAUUUCAACCGAAAUAUUUUCAUAAAUCUUUGGUUGCAAACAUUUGGACUGCGUUGUGCUAAGUUGGAGUGGUUUUUUUCUUUCUUGAUGUAAAAUUGUAUGCAAAAUGAGGGUUUUAGUAAGCCAUAUUUUCUUGUCCAUUGAUUCAGAUUUAAUUCUCUCCCUUUUUAAUUUUCUCGUUUCCCCUAGGUUUGAGUUUUAUUUUAAAAACCCAAAGAUAUCAGUUCCUCUUUUGGUACCUCAUCCACGCCUCCUUUCCUGGGCUCCCUUCCACCGUGCUGCUGCUGCUUGGGAAUGCACGGGGGAGAGGAAGAGCUGUGAGGUCUUGGUCAGGGAGCUCUUACCUUGCCGUGGUGUUUGUGGAGCAGCAGAGAAUCUCACAAGUGACUCCUGUCUACGUGUCUUGCCCUUUGGACCCUAGCUUCUGAGGAGUUCCAUUACUGGUUUGGUGGCCAUCGGCAGCCCUCACUAAGCAUGGCUUCAAGAGCCAGGCUGCUCCAAAGCCCCAGCUCUAAGGAAGAGCCAGGUAGAAGAUAAUUGUUACAGCCAUAUAAUCCUAGAUGUAGAGACCUCUUUUCUUUGAAAGUUUUCAAGAAGUUCUUAAGCAGUCCAAUGAUUAUUUCAAUUCUGCUUCUCCAUUUGGUCCUUCCGCUCAUGCAUUAAGUUUAAGUGUCCUUUAUCCCAGGUUCAGAGGUGCUGCCUUUGUCAGUAAAAAGACAUCUGAUCUAGUAGGUUGGCCAAUGGCAUUUGAACAAAAGAAGUGGGAUAAAUUGCUUUCAUGAUAAGCUCAUCUUCUGGUUUUGGCCCUUGUGUUCUUUGUACAUGUGAACUUCUGCCGUCUCCUUAUGACUUAAUUGACUCUGAAAUAAGGGACAGUCUCUUAGUGGAUGAUACCCUUUGUGCUGUUUGCUGUUUCUCUGCUGCUGUCUUUGCAAUUCUCCUCUCAGUGGUUGCAGGCUCUUAUAGUAAGGUUUGGCAAGAAAUCUUCCCACCUUGACACUUUGGAUUCUAAGCUGUUACCCCUCUCAUUCUGUGAAACGUAUUAGCAUGUUUUUACCUAAGAUGACUAUUCCCUGUGAGCCAGUUAAUGACAAUAUUCUAUGCCCUUCCCUUCUAAGCUGUAGUUCAGGAAUCCAGUCCAUAUAGACAGACUCUUGCUUUUUGUGGUGUAGUCAAUGCCAAGUUAUGCAUCUGGGCAAGAAAAUCUACUCUUUGCUUUUUGGGGGGCAUGAGUAUGUAAAUGAAGUACAGCAUCCAAGAAACUGUUUUCAUCUCUUAAAAAAAAAGAGCGGUCAUUGUGCUUUUUUGUUCUUGAUGACCUGCAGUUCUUGGGGAAAAGAGUGUAUCUUGGCUACUUAUCCCAGCCUCCUGUGGUUGACAGGUCUACAGAGGAACUGAUCAGACAGCAACUGAAUUUUGCCCUUUUUGUUUGCCAGUGUUCUUGUCCUAAAGACUUGUCUAGCAGUGCCAACACCCACUUUUGGUCUCUAAAAGCUGGUGUUUCUGUCCCUAGAUUAGCUCUGAAGCCCCUCUCGUCAGCCUCACUUGCUCCCUGUGUGGCUCCUACCACCCUCUGCUCUCCCUUCCUCUUAGUGAGUGUGUGUACCAUCCUUUCCCUGCUGCCCAAGGGCCAAACUGCUUGUCACUCAGGCUGGUGUCAUUGCAAGAGGACCAAAGCCUGUGUGAGCCUUUUUAAUUUUCAGUAAAAUGGUGCUUUUUUCCUUACUUCAAUAUACUAUAUAUAAAUAAUAAUGUAAAUGUCAUCUUUUCGUAUGGAGCUGUUUGAAUAUUGCUUUAAAGAGCUCAUUGAAUCUGCUGUCCCAGUCUUGAGCUCUGGCUCCUGACUCUGGCCACAUGGAAGGCCUUGCUGGAAGCUCUUGGGACAGCAGAAGCACACAGCACCAGAAGCCCAUGGCAGAAAUGUUCUAAGAGCCAUGUCUGGAUCACAGUAGUCACAGCAGUAUUCACUAUUUUGUCAUUACAUCCUGUGGGCAGUCAGUCUCUUUAUAUAUUUCUUACUGUUUGGAGUUUACUGACUAAAUCUGUGUAAGCAAAUUGAAAUACUCUUCCCUUUAGGUAGCAUCAUAGGGUUUAUUUUUUUCCUCAGGAUUAUUUCUGUACAGUUCUGUCACUGUCUGUGAAAAGGGAACCAGAACUUCCCCUACCUGUGACAGGGGGCAUGCAGGGAGAUAAAGGAAGAGCUGCCUCCCCCAUAGGGCCUCUCGACAGGCAGUGUUACCAGAAGUGAGGAAUGGAAGUAACUUGCCCACGCUGAGGUUAGCCUGGGUAUUAUUUCUCCAGAGCCGCCUCAUGAUGGGCUUCUUUCCCAUCUACAGUUAGUACUGGUGAUCCUCCUGCAGGGAUUCACUCACAGACAUCUUUCCCUUAUUUCCUUCCCUGAGGUGACUUGGCAGAAUAAUGUGACAACAUAAUUAAUCCCUGCUGAGCCAGGUCCUCUCAGCACCCUUUUCAUGAGUCAGGUCAGAGAAUUUAGGUUUGUGAGUUGCUGGAACUCUUUGGUAUGAAGUAUUUUAAUCCAUGAUGGGCCUUUUGCAAAUAGUGUCUGCUCUUUUUAAAUGAAGUUUAAGUGAGCUAAGGAUGCACUUUCUUAUAAUCUUGUGGACAGAAUAGGGGCCCAAAUGAGACCCUCAACAGGCUUCUUAGUUGCUGCUUUACCUUAUAAGGGCCAAAGAGAUUAACUUUGCCACUCCUCAGAGAAGUUGCCAUAUUUCACCCAGAAGGGACUUGUUUUCCUCAUAUCAUUUAACCAUGUGCCUGGAGGAGCUGUGUGUGCUCUUGCAUCUGGCCCACCCUUUCUCUGCCAGGAACUGAGAAAGGUAAGAGGAUAGAUUCAGUGUGCCAGGAGGCAGGCCAUGCAAGGGCAGGCUUGUUUCCCACACAUUUGCUGAGGGAGACCUUUCUCCUGCUCCUUGCUUCUGUUCAUGCCUGAUGUCUUGGAAAAGGAUAGUCCCUUUUUGUCUUAAGGCAAAGUAAUCUGCAGUUAGGAUGGCAUCUGUUUCCUUUGUAAUAGGGUCUAGCAGCCUAUCUGAAGUAUUGGGUGGUCAGGAGCCCUAUGACAUGCAGAACAUCUGGUAGAUCUACCUGCCAGGCUGGGUGGUUUUACUGCUUUCUAACUUUCUAAGAACCUUUUUUUUCCUAAAGAUUCUGCAGUUAUUUGACAAAUAUAUGUAAGUAUCAUGUUUCCUUGUGGUGUAUGCUCUGUUCUGGUUUGUUUUUAAAUCAAAUCGCCUGUUUGGGAGGAGAAGAACGUAUUAGUCUAUUAGAUUUGCGCUGCUGGAUUUUUUUUAAAAGUGUAACCUUGACUAGCUGUCUUUAUUGUUCAUUCUGUAAGAUUAGUCUAUCAAUUAAAGUUUGAUAAUUAA